CCACGACGGCUUCCCACAGAGCACUGACUCACUUCUGCGGCCGUGCCCCUUUCCUCGUAGCAGUGACAACAUUUCCUGGCCUUCUAAAGAGCUUGCAGGCUGUAAACAGCUUCCAUAGAACCACCGGGACCCGAUAAGCUGACAGGGCAGAGACACUUUGGGACUUGAAACUUCCUUGUUGGAUUUUUGGCUUUAACCUACCCAGGGUUAGUUUGCUAGGCGAAUAAACAACAUCACCGACCCUGUUGCUGCGUCACUGAUCUUUGAAAGUGGGCCGGGGAAAUAACAGAAUGACCCCUAAGGCAGACUGUCGCGGUCUGAUCAUCUUUCUGAUGUGUCUCCUCAGUGUUGUGAAGAUCAGAGCUCAGUGUGAGACACCCAAACCAGGGGGAAACAGAAUUUUGACUCCUGAAUCAAACAAACCGACUUACUCAGGUGGAGACACUGUAACAUUUCAGUGUAUAGUUGGUUAUAAGCCUGUAAAUUCAAAAGCUUCCAAAACUCUUACCUGCUCUGGAAACUCGUGGGACUACAGUACACUGAAACUGGAGUGCACAAAAAAAACAUGUGGAGCUCUUCCAGACUUUCCCAAUGGGAGAUAUAUUUAUUCUCCAGAAGGAGCUGAAGGAAUUUUAUUCGGUGCGACAGCCGCAGCAGAGUGUAAUGAAGGCUAUCUGCUUCUUCGAUACCCCGACAGACAUUGUCGAGAUUCUGGUUGGGAUGGGAGAGAGCCUGUGUGUGAAGUGGUCAAGUGUCUUCCACCUCCUGAGAUACUGAAUGGACAGCCUGAGGAGCCUCUUCUAGAAGAAUAUGAGUAUGGACAGGCAGUCACAUACAUUUGUAAUGCAGGUUAUACUCGUUUUGGAGUUUCAACAGUAUCAUGCUCUAACAAUGGAACCUUUCAGCCUUCUCCUCCUGAAUGUGAAAAGGUGUCCUGUGAUCCACCCUCCGUUCUAAAUGGCAACAAAAUUGAAGGAAUACCACCCUAUAGAUAUAAAAGCACUAUCAAGUUUGCUUGCACUUCUGGCUUUAAGAUGGAGGGAUCUCCUUCCCUGGUGUGUGAGAGAAACGGAUGGGAUCUACCUCCGCCAAAUUGCACUGAGUUGUCCUGUGAUCCACCCUCCGUUCCAAAUGGCAAAAUAAUUCAUGGAACACCACCCUAUAAAUAUAAAGACCCUAUCGAGUUUGAUUGCAAUCCUGGCUUUAAGAUGGAGGGAUCUGGUUCCCUGGUGUGUGAAACAAAUGGGUGGAAUCCACCUCCUCCAAAGUGCACUGAGGUGUUCUGUGAUGCACCCUCCAUUCUAAAUGGCAAAAUAAUUCAUGGAACACCACCCUAUAGAUAUAAAAGCACUAUCGAGUUUGCUUGCAAUUCUGGCUUUAAGAUGGAGGGAUCUGGUUCCCUGGAAUGUGAGAAAAAUGGAUGGAAUUCACCUCUUCCAAAGUGCACUGAGGUGUUCUGUGAUGCACUCUCCCUUCCAAAUGGCAAAGUAAUUCAUGGAACACCACCCUACAGAUAUAAAAGCAUUAUCGAGUUUGCUUGCGAUUCUGGCUUUAAGCUGGAGGGAUCUGGUUCUCUGGUGUGUGAGGCAAAAGGAUGGAAUUCACCUCCUCCAAAGUGCACUGUACAUGAAGUCUCAACAACAAAAACACCACCACCUACUAGAACUACAAGUGCAGCGCCUAAAGGUACGCAGCCAUUACCCAACCACACCGUGAAAAUCGUAGCUGGGGUGUUUGGAGCACUUGGAAUUCUUGGAUUAGGAAUUUUUGUGUGGUAUUGCUACAAAAAGCGAUCCUCUGCACGUGGUUACUCUGGAAAUGUGGCUAAAAGUGAAGAGGGUGCGUUAUAGCGUGCCCGCAAUCCUGAUCUGUGGGUCAUACUCUGCCUCAUUCCAAGCCUUAGUGUGCUCCUGCUUUCAUAAAUUCGAGGAAAGCCUUACAGGAAUGAUGUGGAUUUAUUCUUCGCCUGCUCCACAGAUGCUCACAAGCUCAGCAGGAGAACUUCUCCAGUUUGUUUAUGACUGUUACUAUCCGUUUUCUGCAAUACAGAUUAAACAUAAAUGUUCACUUUGGUCUACAUUGUUUAAUCUGUGUCUCAGAAAUCAGCCUUUUGUUCAUAGUGAUCUGAACUGGAAUUGAGUUUAUGAAGAAGAGGUGAGUGUUUUUUUUUUUUAAGUGGUAUCACCUGAAUGUGCUUAACCCCUACUGUAAUUCCUCACCUGCAGAUUUGAUCAACAAAAAAGUCACAGCUGAUUUUGGCCUAGUUUGUGACAUUUGUUCCAUGUAAAACCUGAAGUUGCUUCUCUUGCACUAAGUUUUGUAAAAUAAUGUGUGUGUGUGUGUGUGUGUGUGUGUGUGUGUGUGUGUGUGUUUGAGAUGAAAAGGAUUUUAUGUAAUGUUUGUUUAUUAUUUGUAAAAGAUUAGAACCUGAUCAGCCUUAGAAAAAGUGGGUAUUUAUCAGUCUUUGUAAAGAAAAUCACUAUGGUUUAAAGUGGAUUUCCAUUUUUUUCCCCCAAAGUUUCUGUAAAAUUCUGUCUGAGGCUUUGUCUUGAAACUAUUGUAAGAAAUCUCUUGGACGUCAGACAGUGCCUUCAUAAUCAUUUCAUAUAAUACUUUUAACAUCUAAAGCUUUAAACAACUGGUCCUGUCACCACAACUGUGACUAGUCCUGUCUCUGUAGAACUAUUGGUGAAAUAUUGGUGGAAUUCCUCUUUAAACCCGAAAGAAUUGAACGUCACUCCUGUCCUUUCUAGCGGCAACUUUCUAUGCACGAUCUACGACUACUGAAUUCUGUCAUGCUUGUGGUUCUCCUGAUUUCUUGUACAGCUAAAGCUACGCUCAUACAGGCACACAGCCAUUUGCAAUAGAUUCUGCACGUAUCCAGUGUUUAGCUUUAACCAAGAAAAAUUGUGUUCAUUGUGCCAGUCUUACGUUUGAGAAAUUUGCCACAGGCUCGUUUUGUAAAACAGUCUUACCAGUAUACACUUAUGUCUUGAAUGAGUUAAUGAUCUGAAUCUGUGCUUUAAAGCGGGAUAAACUACAUUGGGGUGUUUUCAGAAAUAAAACAUGGUUCCCUGAGCUCUAGAUUUCUAAAGGUUCCACGGAGUAGUUGAAUUUCUGUUCAGAUUUCUAUUCGGAUUUCACUUGUGCCUUUGAUCUCGCAUGUAAAAACACCCUCCCUGUUGUCUGUAUUGGAUGCAGUUUUUGUGAUGUACAAGUUUAAAGUGUUAACUUUACGUUCAGUUUGUAGCUGUGCCGUCUUUAUUAUCAUAUAGCUUUGAAGGUCUUAAUAAUAAUAAUAAUAAUAAUAAUAAUAAUAAUAAUAUGAUGAUGAUGAUGAUGAUGAUGAUGAUGAUGAUGAUGAUGAUGAUGAUGAUGAUGAUGAUCCAUUGUUUUUAUUUUUAUUAUUAUUGAUUAUUUUUUUAAGCUAAAUAUUACUGCUGAAUGUAUUCAUAGAAUAAGAUGUCAAAGAUUUCAUCACUUCUGCAUUCAUAUCAACUGCUAUGUAGAAAACAUGAGGGGAAAACAUGUUGUCUAAAGCCCUGUACGAGCUAGAUGAGUUUUUCCAUAAUGUAAUUUGUAAGAAAUUUGACUGGUCUAGUCACACAAGAUGAAAUGUCUAAAGUAAUUCCCCCAAAUUACUUCUGGUAGCUCAGAUCGAUUAGCUCGACGUGAUGGCCUGAACGUUCAUGUCAGCAUUAAAUGGGUCAAACGUCUAAACCUAACUUGCCAGUAGAAAAGUACUAGAGUGAUGACAUGGGAUCAUCAAACAAGCCAAGUCAAUCUCCAUUUACCAGGAUCUGCUACGUUACUGUGAGAGGGAGCUUUGGGUUCAGUGACUGAUGGCAAUGAAUUGACUUGCAGGUAUUACUUGGCAAGCAAAGGACAUAUUUUUACGAGAUUAAAAUCAGGCAUGCUGUUGAUAAGGCUUCCCAACUAAAAGAGGUCAUCUAACCUGUAUAGGAUGUCUUAAGACAAUUUGAAUAAAAAAAAAAAUCUUCUGCAUACUUGAUUUUUUUUUCUUUUCAUUCACAUGUAUAGUCAUCAAAAGGACACUGAAUUUCACACAAUUGUAAUAAAAUCAUUUUGCGACCACUCA
Pygocentrus nattereri (red-bellied piranha) is the source of this 4099-nucleotide messenger RNA. RefSeq names its product membrane cofactor protein-like. The record is from RefSeq and is a predicted model, not a curated record. Bases 291 to 1850 code for a protein of 519 amino acids. The transcript has 16 exons. NCBI's taxonomy places the organism in Eukaryota, Metazoa, Chordata, Actinopteri, Characiformes, Serrasalmidae.